AUGUAUGCCCUUACUCUUAUUGUGGCGGCCCUCGGCCUCGCCACUGCGGCCCCGUCCCACGACUUCGAGGUCCGCCAGGCUCCUACGGUUGCCUCCAUCGACCGCUAUACUGCCUCAGGCUGCACUGGUACCAUAUGCAACAAGGCAGGCGCCGGGGAUCUUCAUGUUGGAUGCAAUGUCAUCACCGACCAAUGCCAGCAGAGCUUGAAGCUCAACUACAAGAACGCCAACUGCAAGGUCACCAUCUGGAGAGAUAACGCUUGCAAGGAUACCAACCAGUUUGCUAACGUCACGAGCUUCCAAUGCUAUGAACUUGGUCCCCCUAUCAAGGGUAUCUCUGUUGACUGCUAG
This is a messenger RNA of Cucurbitaria berberidis CBS 394.84, 351 nucleotides long. RefSeq lists its product as uncharacterized. The record is from RefSeq and is a predicted model, not a curated record. The transcript is spliced from 2 exons. Lineage: Eukaryota; Fungi; Ascomycota; Dothideomycetes; Pleosporales; Cucurbitariaceae. Bases 1 to 351 code for a protein of 116 amino acids.